CGAGAGCUUAGUGAGCGUUAAGAGGCAUGGAGUAGAGGAGUGUCAAUACCCAUAACAUGUUCAUAGCCUACUGUAUCUUUACUGCACUUUCCAUUCUUAGAGGUCAAAAACAAGACACCUUUGGUAAGACACCUUUUCAUUUUUGUUAACAUUCAUAUGGUUUAUACUGCAGUGUUUUUGUGACUUAUCUGAGACAAGACAGAAGAUCAUUAGUGCAUUUAAUAUUAAAAAAAACUUUUGUGUAUUUGACAUCCUACGCUCAAUUAAUUUAACUUAUGAAUUUCCAUGUUUUUCUACAAAAUUUGAAGACCAUUUGUUGUUGUAAAUUGAUGCUCUUAGAAGCGUGACUCUCAGUGCCAUUGUAAAUGAUGAUAUACCAGCUUAUGUAAUGCUUACAAAAUUGCUUUUUCAGAUUUGAUCAAUUCUACUUUGUCUCAUCAACAAGUUAUAUCUAAUGGUAAGUGUUUUUGUUUGUUUACUGCUGUGUUGGUUCAAAGCAUUGCAAAUACAGCAGUGAAAUGGACCGCACCAGUUCUGGUUGACUUGGGAUCAUUAUCCAAUGAUUGCCACUUUUGGCCAGUUUUCUUCAGUACAUAAUGUAUUGAAGAAAACGCUAAUAACAUAACAACUGUAUUAUUACCAAUUAAGAACAUCUCAUUUCCACGUAUUCAUUUGAAACUUCAAGUUGUUCACUCACUAUGGAGAUGUACUCAUUAAAAGUGCAAUAUGACAGCAAACAGCUCCCCUGCUGUGGCAUCAAGCACUAACUUAUUGAAACUAAUUGAAUCUGGUUCAUUUCUUUGAUUUGAUUGUAAUUCCAGACGCUUCUUCAGCUUGUUAUGAAUAUUUCUAACAAUUAGAUUAGAUUAUUAAAAAGACAGUCAGAGGUCGACUUCCAUGCACCAUUUCCUCAUAAUGGUGGGUCAUUUGCAUAGUGUUGUAUUACCGUAAGGAUGGUAACAGGGAUAGCGUGGGUCUAAGCCCACCCACCUAGAAUAGGGUUUCAUUGGGGGAGACCUGACUUGAAUAUCCCUGAGGUAGUCAGGUAGACUCUAGCUCAGCGUAGCAAUGUCCAUCCUCAGUCCGCACUUGUAAUCCCUACACAUAAAUCUAAGAGGACUCCAAUCACUCUGCGUUGGAAACUUGAAAUAGAAAGACAGACAGACAGACAUGCAUGGUCUCUUUUGGUUGGAGUGACUCGCAAUGGGUUUCAACCAUUGAGUAAAUACAGCCAAAUGCCAUCAAUCUAACAGUGGAUUGUCCCAUAGUCCUAUUUGCAUUAGUUGAUUACUGUUUGUACAGAUUGCCUGUGUCUCUUUGCAUUAUUACUUCAAUGCCUGCGGGAAAACAGAAGACAUCUUUAAUUGUUAAUGAAAAAGCUAAGACACUAGCCUUUAAUGUUCAUUCACUCAGCAUUAAAAUAUCUUUUUUUAACUUAGGUGUGUGGUAGUCAGUCAAGUUGCUGCCUCCUUCUGGUAAUUCUACUAAUUUAAUUUAAUGAAUCCUUUCUCCAACCUUUUUGAGGUUAUUCUGAACCAUGUGAACUUGAAUGUACUGUAGAUCAAAUCAAGAUUGUCAUUCCAUUUUUCUGUUGUUGUUCAAAAUAAAAUGAAUCCAUCAUCCUCCUCAAAUUUUAAGUCACCAACCGCCACUGAUGUAGUCUUCACCCCUCACCCACUGUAUUUAUUCACCCCUGGUCUUGUAAUUCUAGUCGCUCCCUUAUAUCAAUAUCUUUAAUGAUUAAACAUAGUAGAAGAAUUGAAUACCUUGUGCUGAUAGCCUUUAAUUUGACUCAUAAUGCCUCACCAACAGACAAUGGCUAACAUGUCAACCAUUAGCUAAACAUAGCUAACCAGCAGCAUUCGCAAUAUGUAGCAGAAUCGGACAUUCAGUCGAUUCAAUUUGUGUGUGUUUUCGAUCAGCACAAACCAGUAAAUCUUGCUAAGUAGACAAAGAGAUGCACAACAAAGCAAAUUAUAUUUUCCUCAGAGAUGGAAACCAAGUACAAUUGAGAGAAUUAUGACUCUACAUGACACAGGCUAGGCCUAUCAAUAUGAGCUUGUAUGUGUUUACUUCUGAGUUAGCAUUGAUAGCUAACAUAUAUGUAGAUUAACACAGACUAGAUUACAGUAGCCUAACCAUCUGGAAGGGACAAAAUAAAGUAUUACAACGUGUCUAUUGAGACACACAGCUGCACAAUAUCCCACUAUUAUCCCCCUUCUGAUGCUAAGCUUUCGGCUCUGCAACCAAACAUGCUUGCUAGAUUAUAGUUUGUGCAAAACAUUUUCUCCCAUGUCGGUCCCACAACAACACAUAUUCAGGAAAUGCAGGCAAUGUAAAGUAUGUAUUCUGUUCCUUCUGCUAAUCAGUUGUUAUUUCUUUCCCACAGGCUUCCUACAGAGGCAGUGUGAAAGACUUUGUCAACUUCAAUGCCAAGCAGGAUGCUGAGCUCCUGCACAAGGCCAUGAAAGGCAUAGGUGAGUUAGAUGCACUUAAAGUUAUACAUAUAAUAAUAUAUGCAAUUUAGCAGACACUUUUUAAAGUGAUUUACAGUACUGUGAGGGCAUACAUUUUAGUAUGUGGCCCCAGUGGCAAUUGAACUCAUAAACCUGCCGUUUCUAGCUCUACACUCUUACCAACUAAGCCACAUAUGACCAGAUAUAAACUCUAUCAGAGAAACUGCAAAAUAUGUAAUUACACUGUAAUAAACCAGUAACAAGUGGUAUUUACAGAGUAUUUACUUCUUAAUUAAAAAAUGUUUGCUUAGAAAAACUGCAUUAGCUUGGUGUGCAGGCUUGUACUAUAACUACCUGUACUUAAAUAUUUCAUAAAAUACUUUAUUCCCCUGCAAUUCCCCUGGCAUAAUGCCACUGUAAUGGCAUGUUUUUAUGGAACUUCUUACUCUAUCCAUCUUAAGUGAGGGUUGCUAAUCUUUAUUCUAGAGCUUCGAAGGCAGUGUUCAGCUCCAACAUGAUAUGGAGAAAAAAAUUGAUUUUUAUUUGGAUUAGUUUUGCCUAUUUGACCUUUGAACUUUGUUUCCCACUCAAAUGACCUGGAAUUCAUCGCAGCAGUACAUAAACCAAUUGUCCCAGUGUUGUGAUGCAUUUGAUGGCCUUGUACCCAAAAGACACAGCGUUGUAAAGAGGAAGGAAAGGGGAAGAUGAUCGUAAAAUGGAGGCAUAUCUUUGAAUUAUAGCUUGAUUUAUCAUUGGAUCUCAUAAUCAAUCUGAACUCUGCUUUGAACCAGAUCACAUUAUAAGCUGGGACCUGCUUUAUGGCAUAAUUAAGUACGGAUAACAAAUCUGUUUCAACGUUGCGCAAGAAAUGCUGUGGCUUGUCUCAGCCCUGGUAUUAAUUGUUUUGCUGUACUUCAAUGUUUUACCGCAGAGGUAUUGAUGCUUUUUAAAGGUAUUGGUAUGGAUUGUUUGUGCAUUAGUCCAUUUGUCUCAUCAUUUCCCUGGUAAGAAUAGGCGUAUAUGUUGAUCUACUGCUUAUUAAAGGGGAGUUCAUCCUCUAGAUGGGAUUACAUGGUGCCAAUCUAAUUGAGGUCUGUAGAUUUUCUUGAAUACAUAUAGCGUGGUCCGAGCCACAUAGAGUUUGGCCAAGUUUGACACAGAACACCAUGUUGUUGCCAUUUAAACCACACUCUCUUUAUGGAAAAUGGACUCAGCUCGACAUUAGACCAAUUUUUGGGGCAUGGAAAUCACUGACAAACUUACAUUUUUGGGUGAAUCAUCCCUUUAUCAUUGAAAACGCAAACUUAACUUCCUUACUUGGUACACUACACCAAUGUAAUGGACAAUGUGAUAACUAACUAGAGUUAUUCCAAACUGUUAGGGGUGGCCUUGUUUUAAUGAGUUCUGCAAUUAAUUAUCAAGGCAUGUUCUCAUGUCACUGAUUUAAGAUCAAUUCCUGUAUGUUUGUCAUCAUGUUUGACAGGCACCGAUGAGGACACCAUUCUUAUGCUCCUGACAUCGCGCAGCAACAAUCAACGGCAGGAAAUUAAGGCGGCGUACAAGAAGGCCCACGGAAAGGUGAGAUAGGAAGCUGAUGACAGGCGACACGUAUAGUCUGAUUGAUGCCUACAGAUCAUGUCACCAACCUCGUCAUUCAUCAGCCAAAACAAGCUGGUCUACCUUAGGGUUACUUACUGGAAAACAAUUAGGGCGAACACCCUUACAAAAAAAAAAAAAACUAAAAUUUGCAAUUUCACAUGUGAAAUCACAUUUUCACAUUUGAAAUAGCUGUUUUCACAUGUUGAGUUUAAAUGUAACACUUGACACCAUAUUUUCACAUGUAUUACAUUUAGAGUUCACAUGUUAACACCACCUUUUCACAUGUGAAAUUUGCAGUUUCACAUGUUAAAAAUGUCACCUGAAAAUCAGAUAUGCAGUUUAACAUGUGAAAAACAUGCACAUGUGAAAACACAUUUGCUGUUUCACAUGUAAAAAAAACAGUGAAAAUCUCACUUUCACUUGUGGAAUUGCAGAUUCCCAUGUGGGGUUGAAAUAAAGUUAUUCUCCUCACAUGUGAAAAGAUGGUGUUAGCAUGUUGCAGUAGCAAUGUUUCCAUCGGUGGAAUAAGGGUGACCACAUCUAAAGAGCCCAAUGCAGGACAAGGAAAUUAUUUUGCAGGACAUUCGUGGAACAGUGGACAGGAUAUUUUUUGUAAAUUGAUGCAAAAAAUGUUUUACGUUAAAAAUAUAUAUAAUAACGCAAUUAAAUUAAACACCUCCCUCUUUCCUGCUAUUUUCUCUAUCUUUGGUUAUGUUACCAUGGCCUUUGCUUUCGCUGCCUUUGUUCCAGUUGCAAGUUUUGGCACAAGUUUUUCAAGCAACAUAGCACCCUGUAUCCCACUGCUGGUUUGCCUCUGAAGCUUAGCAGGGCCAGUCCUGGUCGGUCCCUGGAUGGAAGACCAGAUGUAGCUGGAAGUGGUGGGAAAUAAACGUGAAAAAACACACGUGAAACUGAGAACCACAUGUAUCUGACUCCUGAAAAUUGCAACAUUGGGUUUUUUUUGCAUGUGAAAUUUUUCACGUUAUGUGUUUUUUGUAAGGGCAGUUACAGUACACUAUAUGUUCUACUGUUACUAAAAAACUGUUUACCCCAAGUAGGGAAAGGGUGGCGGGGUUGGAAAGUAAUAAAGGGGAAUAUAUGUAUAAAAAACAUGGGGGAUUGGAAGUGAUACAGACAAUUACAUUGAUGGAAGUUACAAUCUAUCUGCAAUAUUAAAUUGAUCUACCCCCCCCCCAAAAAAAAAUAAAAAAUAAUAAAAAAGAGUAGAGAAUAUCCAUCCACGUACUGCCAAAAUGCUUUACUGUUACUCUCAGAUUUGGGGUUUAUUAGUACGGGCAGAUUGGCAUGACGGUAUUGCAAUUGCGCAGAUGUCACGUAGCUAGCAGCACAGGGGCUGGGAGAGGUUUGUGACUUAUCCAUGAUGAAUAGCAUCUGUCCAAUACCUACAAUAUACAGUAGGCCCUCAUGAGGGUUCUGAAAUAUUAUACACCCACGCAUGCCAUAAGUUUCUCUAUCUGCCACCCACCUACCCACCCACCACCCACAAUCUCUCCCUCCCUACACCUCCCUCCUCCCCCUCUUCUUUCUCCUUUUCAAUCUCCCUUUCAUGUUGUUCUUUAUUAAUUUUCCCCCUCUCCCUCCCUUUCUCUCUUUCUCUCUCUUUCUCUCCCUCCCUCCCUUUCUCUCUCUCUCUCUCUCUCUCUCUCUCUCUCUCUCUCUCUAUCCCCUGCCUGUUCAGAUCAGUACACUUUUUUUCUCCCAAAUCUAUAAUAAACAGCUAAUAAAAUAAAUUCCAGACAUACACUUCUGUGAGUAAUGUAUUGAAAUGUCUGGUGGCUGAUGCCUUAUCAUAAGAGGAAAGUCAAUAAUACAUUUAGUUAUCAGGGUGCCUCUCUCUCCAGUACACGUCUUAGGGGUGACUCAACUGAUGUAUUUUGGAGUCAACACUAAUAAAUUGAACUCUCUCUCAUAAACCAAACGUUGGCUUACAAUUCUAUGCACACAAGUUAUCAAAACACCCGUUAAUCAUUCAAAUGUAUUGAUUGAGCUCUUCUCCAAACAAACACUUCCUCCAUUGUCAAAGUUUUCAGAAUAUUAAUAAUGAAAAUUGUUAAUCAUGUAACUGUAUUAAUCAAGGUAAUGAUUUUGGCUCUGUAAUCCUAUGUCACGAUCGUUAGACGGAGUAGACCAAGGCGCAGCGUGAUGAACGAACAUGUUUAUUUAUCGUUAGUGAUAAUACAAACAAUAACCAAAACAACAAACGAUACGUGCAGUCCUACGGUACAGACCAAAAGGAACAAACCAACUGGAACAAGAUCCCACAACUAUUGUGGGAAAACAGCCUCUAUAAAUAUGGCUCCCAAUCAGAGACAACAAGCAACAGCUGACACUCGUUGCCUCUGAUUGGGAACCACUCUGGCCAACACAGAAAUACAAUACAUAGAAUAAACACACCCUGGCUCAACAUAUAGAGUCCCAGAGCCAGGGUGUGACAGUACCCCCCCCUAAAGGCGCGGACUGCGACCGCGCCUGAACAUAAACAAACCAGGGGAGGGCUGGGUGGGCAUUCCUCCUCGGAGGCGGUUCCGGCUCCGGGCUAGACCACCACCCUCCAAUAAUCCCCCCGUAGCGCCCCUGGUCCGGUCUGGCCCCGCUGGCUUGAGCUGAACUGGACAUCGUAGGAGCGGAUAGCUUCAGCUCCGGUGUGGAGCAGCUGACCGGUACCUGACCAGGCACCGGUGACCCAGGCACGGGUUGUGCCGGACUGACGACGCACACCCCUGGCUUGGUGCGUGGAGCAGGAACGGGCCGGACCGGGCUGACGAUGCGUACCCCUGGCUUGGUGCGUGGAGCAGGAACGGGCCGGACCGGGCUGACGAUGCGCACCCCUGGCUUGGUGCGUGGAGCAGGAACGGGCCGGACCGGGCUGACGACUCGCACCCCUGGCUUGGUGCGUGGAGCAGGAACGGGCCGGACCGGGCUGACGACUCGCACCCCUGGCUUGGUGCGUGGAGCAGGAACGGGCCGGACCGGGCUGACGACUCGCACCCCUGGCUUGGUGCGUGGAGCAGGAACGGGCCGGACCGGGCUGACGACUCGCACCCCUGGCUUGGUGCGUGGAGCAGGAACGGGCCGGACCGGGCUGACAACUCGCACCCCUGGCUUGGUGCGUGGAGCAGGACCGGGCUGACGACUCGCACCCCUGGCUUGGUGCGUGGAGCAGGAACGGGCCGGACCGGGCUGACGAUGCGCACCCCUGGCUUGGUGCGUGGAGCAGCAACGGGCCAGACCGGGCUGGCGACGCACACCGUAGGCUUGGUGCGAGGAGCAGGAACAGGCCGGACCGGGCUGGCGACACACACCGUAGGCUUGGUGCGAGUGGCAGGAACAGGCCGGGCUGGCGACGCACACCGUAGACUUGGUGCGAGGAACAGGCCGGGCCGGGCUGGCGACGCACACCGUAGGCUUGGUUCGAACUGGGUACACACACCACUGGGUACACACACCACUGGCCUUAAACGGGGAUCAGGAACGGGCCGGACCGGACUGGCAAUACACCUCAGUACCUCUCGCCGUGCCUCUACAACUUCCCUCCCUCCUCUCACCAAUGGCUCCCGUAACCCGGUGGCCUUCUCUCCUCGUCUCCCAUUUCGCCCUGUGGCAGCCUCCUGCUGCCCAGUCGCCCAUGCCGUGUGCCCCCCCCUAAACAUUUUCUGGGGUUGCCUCUCGUCCGUCCGACGACGACACUGUUGACGCCGUUGCUCCUCUCUCGCCAGGGCCUUAAUCUUAGCCCAUGGCCCUUUGCCCCCGAGCAUGUCCUCCCAGGACCACGAUUUGCCCACCUGGGCCAUCGCCAACCUCUCCAGCUCCUUUCCCGGCGCUUCCUCCCAUGUCCAGGCUGCCUGCUCCUGGACACGCUGCUUGGUCCUGGUAUGGUGGGAUCUUCUGUCACGAUCGUUAGACGGAGUAGACCAAGGCGCAGCGUGAUGAACGAACAUGUUUAUUUAUCGUUAGUGAUAAUACAAACAAUAACCAAAACAACAAAUGAUACGUGCAGUCCUACAGUACAGACCAAAAGGAACAAACCAACUGGAACAAGAUCCCACAACUAUUGUGGGAAAACAGCCUCUAUAAAUAUGGCUCCCAAUCAGAGACAACCAGCAACAGCUGACACUCGUUGCCUCUGAUUGGGAACCACUCUGGCCAACACAGAAAUACAAUACAUAGAAUAAACACACCCUGGCUCAACAUAUAGAGUCCCAGAGCCAGGGUGUGACAUCCUAGAUAUACAAAUGUAAAGGUCCAGAGCAAACACUUUUUCCAUUGUUCAAAGAUUUUUUUUCUUCUCAGGAUCUUGUGAAUAAUUCAAAUGUAUCGAUUGAGUAAGCAAUUUUGGCUCUAUUUGUUUAGAUAUUUCUUAUUAAAAAGAGAAGUCUAACGGAAACACUUCUUCCAUUGUCUAAGUUAUCUUAAUAUUGACUUUAUUUUUCCAUAGGAUCUUGUCAGUGCUUUAAAGUCGGAGCUGGGAGGCUUGUUCGAGACGCUCGUUGUGGCGUUGUUGACGCCUCCCAUUUCCUAUGACGCCUCCCAACUCCACAAAGCACUCAAGGUAAAGUACAACAAUGUAUAGUCUAUGUUUGGUUAUGGCUCCAAGAAUAAGUCAUGUAUUGUGCAGUCAGACAUGCAACUACAUGUAGAAUGAAGGUAAAGUACAGUUCAAGGUAAAGUGCGGCGGUGUAAUUUUGUGUAGAACAGACUUACUUUUCUCUAUGCAUAAUGACAAAUUGUAUGGUAUUUUUACCAUCAGGUAUGUGCAGGAUAUUGGUCAUGUGGCUAUGAUUAUUUCAAGUGAAUGUUAACAUGUGCCAGCAGUUAAUGGUCUUAAACCUUCUAGCUCUCCUGAAGUCUUUUCUUAUUUCCUUGCAGAAAGCCAGUCCAUUAUAGGCUACAGUAAUGAAGGUGUCCCACAAUAUGUGUGGCCAUGUUUUUCACCUUCCGUGUAGCCUUGUUGGGUUUGUCCAAAUUGUCAUUGAAUACUGUGGUACUUCUAAGCUUUGGCAGGGUCAGGGGUUAAGUUUACUGUCUCAAUUGUAAGUGACUCACGAGACUUACCAUGGUAGUGAUGAUGCACAGUGAAUGUUCUCCCGUGAUGCACCUCAGUAAAUCAGGAAGUACAAGGUAUCAAUACACACUAAAGGGAGGCUUUCAAACACACUGUCUAAGUUGGUUUGUGUGGCAUCAGCUUUGCACAUAUCAGGUGUAGGUAUUACAUGAAUAUUUAUAUCCAUACAUUGCACCCAUAUAAUUACCAAUAUAAUACGUUGCAGAGGUAGGGGAAAAGCACAGAAAUUAAUUAUAAAUGGAUCAUGUACGUGUAUGUUUGUGGUUCGCUCAGAGCAACAUAAGGGAUGGUUUUGUAAGGUCACCAUCCUUCUUUGUUAAUUCUGGUUCACAUAUUCUAUUAUGAUAUUACCCUCCUAUUGCUUGCCUUACACUUUCCUGAGCUGGCUCACUGUUUCUCAUGUUAGUGGUGGCUCUGAUGGCUCAGUUGAUUGGCGCAUGGCCAGUCAGAGAUGUUUGAAUCUUGCAUUGCGACUGUGUAGGUGAUAUGGGUCAGAAAAUACUGAUUGUUAAAAAACACACACACACACACACACACACACUCACACACACACACACACACACACACAGCACUGAACAAAAAUAUGAACGCAACGUGCAACAAUUUCAAAGAUUUUACUGAGUUACAGUUCAUAUAAGGAUUAGGCCCUAAUCUAUGGAUUUCAGAUGACUGGGAAUAAAGAUAUGCAUCUGUUGGUCACAGAUAACUGAGAAAAAAAACGUAGGCAUGUGGAUCAGAAAACCAGUCAGUAUCUGAUGUGACCACCAUUUGCCUCAUGCAGUGCGACACAUCUCCUUCGCAUAGAGUUGAUCAGGCUGUUGAUUCUGGCCUGUGGAAUGUUGUCCAACUCCUCUUCAAUGUCUGUGCGAAGUUGCUGGAUAUUGGCGGGAGAUGGAACACGAUGUUGUACAUGUCGAUCCAGAGCAUCCCAAACAUGAGUAUGUGAGAAUGCAGGCCAUGAAAGAAUUGGGACAUUUUCAGCUUCCAGGAAUUGUGUACAGAUCCUUGCAACAUGGGGCUGUGCAUUAUCAUGAGGUGAUGGUGGCGGAUGAAUGGCACGACAAUGGGCCUCAGGAUCUCGUCACAGUCUCUCUGUGCAUUCAAAUUGCCAUUGAAAAAACAUUAGCAAACUGCCCACACAACUGUCAUCAGCCCGGUACAGUUAAAACCGGGAUUCCUCCGUGAAGAGCACAUUUCUCCAGCGUGCCAGUGGCCAUCGAAGGUCGGUUUUACCUGGACUAGUGUGGUUACACGUGGUCUGUGGUUGUGAGGCCAGUUGGACGUACUGACAAAUUCUCUAAAACGAUGGUAGAGAAAUUAACAUUAGAUUCUCUGGCAACAGCUCUGGUGGACAUUCCUGCAGUCAGCAUGCCAAUUGCAUGCUCCCUCAAAACUUGAGACAUCUGUGGCAUUGUGUUGUGUGACAAAACUGCACAAGGUGCACCUGUAUAAUGAUCCUGCUGUUUAAUCAGCUUCUUGAUAUGCCACAACUGUCAGGUGGAUGGAUUAUCUUGGCAAAGAAGAAAUGCUCACUAACAGGGAUGUAAACACAUUUGUGCACACAAUUUGAGAGAAAUAAGCUUUUUGUGCAUAUGGAAAACUUAUUUUGUUCAGUAUAUACUUUGCCUUUAGAAAGUAUUCAUACCCCUUGACUUAUUCCAUAUUUUGUUGUGUUACAGCCUGAAUUCAAAAUUGAUUAAAUAAAUAAAAGUCUCACCCAUCUACACACAAUACCACAUGAUGACAAAGUGAAACAUGUUUUUAGAUUUUUUUUACAUAUUUAUUGAAAAUGAUAUACAGAAAGUAUCUCAUUUACAUACAGUGAGGGAAAAAAGUAUUUGAUCCCCUGCUGAUUUUGUACGUUUGCCCACUGACAAAGACAUGAUCAGUCUAUAAUUUUAAUGGUAGGUUUAUUUGAACAGUGAGAGACAGAAUAACAACAAGAAAAUCCAGAAAAAUGCAUGUCAAAAAUGUUAUAAAUUGAUUUGCAUUUUAAUGAGGGAAAUAAGUAUUUGACCCCUCUGCAAAACAUGACUUAGUACUUGGUGGCAAAACCCUUGUUGGCAAUCACAGAGGUCAGACGUUUCUUGUUGUUGGCCACCUGAUUUGCACACAUCUCAGGAGGGAUUUUGUUCCACUCCUCUUUGCAGAUUUUCUUUAAGGUUUCGCAGAAGUCAUUAAGGUUUCGAGGCUGACGUUUGGCAACUCAAACCUUCAGCUCCCUCCACAGAUUUUCUAUGGGAUUAAGGUCUGGAGACUGGCUAGGCCACUCCAGGACCUUAAGGUGCUUCUUCUUGAGCCACUCCUUUGUUGGCUUGGCCGUGUGUUUUGGGUCAUUGUCAUGCUGGAAUACCCAUCCACGACCCAUUUUCAAUGCCCUGGCUGAGGGAAGGAGGUUCUCACCCAAGAUUUGACGGUACAUGGCCCCGUCCAUCGUCCCUUUGAUGCGGUGAAGUUGUCCUGUCCCCUUAGCAGAAAAACACCCCCAAAGCAUAAUGUUUCCACCUCCAUGUUUGACGGUGGGGAUGGUGUUCUUGGGGUCAUAGGCAGCAUUCCUCCUCCUCCAAACACGGUGAGUUGAGUUGAUGCCAAAGAGUUCAAUUUUGGUCUCAUCUGACCACAACACUUUCACCCAGUUCUCCUCUGAAUCAUUCAGAUGUUCAUUGGCAAACUUCAGACGGCCCUGUAUAUGUGCUUUCUUGAGCAAGGGGACCUUGCGGGCGCUGCAGGAUUUCAGUCCUUCACGGCGUAGUGUGUUACCAAUUGUUUUCUUGGUGACUAUGUUCCCAGCUGCCUUAAGAUCAUUGACAAGAUCCUCCCGUGUAGUUAUGGGCUGAUUCCUCACCGUUCUCAUGAUCAUUGCAACUCCACGAGGUGAGAUCUUGAAUGGAGCCCCAGGCAGAGGGAGAUUGACAGUUCUUUUGUGUUUCUUCCAUUUGCGAAUAAUCGCACCAACUGUUGUCACCUUCUCACCAAGCUGCUUGGCGAUGGUCUUGUAGCCCAUUCCAGCCUUGUGUAGGUCUACAAUCUUGUCCCUGACAUCCUUGGAGAGCUCUUUGGUCUUGGCCAUAGUGGAGAGUUUGGAAUCUGAUUGAUUGAUUGCUUCUGUGGACAGGUGUCUUUUAUACAGGUAACAAACUGAGAUUAGGAGCACUCCCUUUAAGAGUGUGCUUCUAAUCUCAGCUCGUUACCUGUAUAAAAGACACCUGGGAGCCACAAAUCUUUCUGAUUGAGAGGGGGUCAAAUACUUAUUUCCCUCAUUAAAAUGCAAAUCAAUUUAUAACAUUUUUGACAUGCGUUUUUCUGGAUUUUUUUAUUGUUAUUCUGUCUCUCACUGUUCAAAUAAACCUACCAUUAAAAUUAUAGACUGAUAAUUUCUUUGUCAGUGAGCAAACGUACAAAAUCAGCAGGUGAUCAAAUACUUUUUUCCCUCACUGUAAGUAUUUAUACCCCUGAUUCAAUCUUUUGUAGUAGCACCUUUGGCAGUGAUUACAGCUGUGAGUCUUUCUGGGUAAGUCUCUAGGAGCUUUCCAUACCUUGAUUGUGCAACAUAUGCCUAUUAUGUUUUUCAAAAUUCUUCAAGCUCUGUCAAAUUGGUUGUUGAGCAUUGCUAGAUAACCAUUUUCAGGACUUGCCAUAGAUUUUCAAGUAGAUUUAAGUCUAAACUGUAACUUGGCAACUCAGGAACAUUCACUGUCUUCUUGGUAAGCAACUCCAGUGUAGAUUUGGCCUUGUGUUUUAGGUUAUUGUCUUGCUGAAAGGUGAAUUCAUCUCCCAGAGUGUCACGAUCGUCGUAGUGAACAGACCAAGGCGCAGCGUGAUGAACAAACAUACUUUAAUUAGUUAAAGUUUAAACAAUACAAAACAAGAAACGACUCGUGAAGUCCACGGUAUCAAUGACCGAAACACGGAACAAAAACCCACAAACACAAAGGGAAAACAGACAGUUUAAAUAUGGCUCCCAAUCAGAGACAACCAGCCAACAGCUGACACUCGUUGCCUCUAAUUGGGAGUCACUCAGGCAAACAUAGAAAUCAACAAACUAGAACCCCCAACAUAGAAAUAAACACAUAGAAUAAACACACCCUGGCUCAACAAAUAGAGUCCCAGAGCCAGGGUGUGACAGUACCCCCCCCUAAAGGCGCGGACCGCGACCGCGCCUCAACUAAACAAAACAGGGGAGGGCUGGGCGGGCAUACCUCCUCGGCGGCGGUUCUGGCUCCGGCCUUGACCACCACCCUCCAAUACACCCCCCAUAGCGCCCCUGGUCCAGUCUGGCCCCGCCGGCUGGAGCCGAACUGGACUUAGCAGGAGCGGUUAGCUUCAGCUCCAUCGUGGAGCAGUUGACCGGUACCUUACCAGGCACCGGUGACCCAGGCACGGGUUGUGCUGGACUGACGACGCGCACCCCUGGCUUGGUGCGUGGAGGAGGAACGGGCCUUACCAGGCUGACGACGCGCACCCCUGGCUUGGUGCGUGGAGGAGGGACGGGCCUUACCAGGCUGACGACUCGCACCCCUGGCUUGGUGCGUGGAGGAGGGACGGGCCUUACCAGGCUGACGACUCGCACCCCUGGCUUGGUGCGAGUGGCAGGAACAGGCCGGGCCGGGCUGGCGACGCGCACCGUAGACUUGGUGCGAGUGGCAGGAACAGGCCGGGCCGGGCUGGCGACGCGCACCGUAUACUUGGUGCGAGUGGCAGGAACAGGCCAGGCCGGGCUGGCGACGCGCACCGUAUACUUGGUGCGAGUGGCAGGAACAGGCCGGGCCGGGCUGGCGACGCGCACCGUAUACUUGGUGCGAGUGGCAGGAACAGGCCGGGCCGGGCUGGCGACGCGCACCGUAUACUUCGUGCGAGUGGCAGGAACAGGCCGGGCCGGGCUGGCGACGCGCACCGUAUACUUGGUGCGAGUGGCAGGAACAGGCCGGGCCGGGCUGGCGACGCGCACCGUAUACUUGGUGCGAGUGGCAGGAACAGGCCGGGCCGGGCUGGCGACGCGCACCGUAUACUUGGUGCAUGGAGCAGGGACAGGCCGGGCUGGGCUGUCGACGCACACCGUAGGCUUGGUGCGUGGAGCAGGGACUGGCCGGACUGGGCUGGCGACGCACACCGUAGGCUUGGUGCGUGGAGCAGGGACAGGCCGGACCGGGCUGGCGACGCACACCGUAGGCUUGGUGCGUGGAGCAGGGACUGGCCGGACUGGGCUGGCGACGCACACCGUAGGCUUGAUGCGUGGAGCAGGGACAGGCCGAACCGGGCUGUGGAGACGGAUAGGAGCCCUGGAGUGAAGAGCGGCCACAACCCGUCCUGGCUGAAUGCCUACCCUCACACACUCUGUGUGAGGCAUCCGCACAGGACGUACAGGGCGGUGUAUCCGUAACCUGGUGGCCUCCAGAAUCCGCCCCUUUUUUGCCUCCGUCAGCCCCGUCGUCCAUGCCGCGUGCCCCCCCCUAAAAAUUUUCUGGGGUUGCCUCUCGACCGCCCGACGACGACCCUGAUCACGCCGUUGCUCCUCUCUACGGCGCGCCUCCACCGUCUCUUCUCCCGGCGCUUCCUCCCAUGUCCAGCCCAAGAGCUGCCCCUGGACACGCUGCUUGGUCGUUGCAUGGUGGGUUUUUCUGUCACGAUCGUCGUAGUGAACAGACCAAGGCGCAGCGUGAUGAACAAACAUACUUUAAUUAGUUAAAGUUUAAACAAUACAAAACAAGAAACGACUCGUGAAGUCCACGGUAUCAAUGACCGAAACACGGAACAAAAACCCACAAACACAAAGGGAAAACAGACAGUUUAAAUAUGGCUCCCAAUCAGAGACAACCAGCCAACAGCUGACACUCGUUGCCUCUAAUUGGGAGUCACUCAGGCAAACAUAGAAAUCAACAAACUAGAACCCCCAACAUAGAAAUAAACACAUAGAAUAAACACACCCUGGCUCAACAAAUAGAGUCCCAGAGCCAGGGUGUGACACAGAGUCUGGUGGAAAGCAGACUGAACCAGGUUUUCCUGUAGGAUUUUGCCUGUGCUUAGCUCCAUUCCAUUUAUUUUUUAUCCUGAAAAAUGUCCCAGUCCUUAAUGAUUACAAGCAUACCCAUAACAUGAUGCAGCCACCACUAUGCUUGAAAAUAUGGAGAGUGGUACUCAGUAAUGUGUUAUAUUGGACAAAAAGUUAAUUGCUUUGCCACAUUUUUUUCAGUAUUGCUUUGGUGCCUUGGAUGUAUUUUUUUGAAUAUUUUUAUUCUUUACAGGCUUCCUUCUUUUCACUCUGUUAAUUCGGUUAAUAUUGUGGAGUAACUACAAUGUUGUUGAUCCAUCCUCAGUUUUCGCCUAUCACAGCCAUUCAACUCUGUAACUGUUUUAAAGUAACCGUUGGCCUCAGGAUGAAAUCUCUGAGUGGUUUCCUUCCUCUCCGGCAACUGAGUUAGGAAGGACGCCUGUAUCUUUGUAGUGACUGGGUGUAUUGAUACAACAUCCAAAGUGUAAUUAAUAACUUCACCAUGCUGAAACUGAUAUUCAAUGGCUGCUUUUUUUUUUUUUUUACCCAUCUACCAAUAGGUGCCCUUCUAUGCGAGGCAUUGGAAAACCUCCCUGGUCUUUGUGGUUGAAUCUGUCUUUGAAAUUCACUGCCCGACUGAGGGACCGUACAGAUAAUUGUGUGGAGUACAGAGAUGAAGUAGUAAUGACAAAAUAAUGUUAAACACUAUUAUUGCACACAUAUAUAAUGAGUCCAUGCAACUUAUUAUGUGACUUGUUAAGCACAUUUUUACUCCUGAACUUGUUUAGGCUUGCCAUAACAAAGGGGUUGAAUACUUAUUGACUCAACGCAUUUCAGCUUUUCAUUUUUAAAUAAUUUGUUAAAAAAAUUUAAAAACAUAAUUCCAUUUCGACAUUAUGAGGUAUUGUGUGUAGGCCAGUGAAAAAAAAUCUAAAUUUAAUCAUUUGGAAAAAUUCAAGGAGUUUGAAUACUUUCUGAAGGCACUGAAGUGCAGGAAAAUUAAGCAAGUGGAGCAGUUUAUAUCAUAUACAGGCUUUUCUUUUGUAAUAAUGCAUACUGUACCAUGUCCACAUAUACUGAAUUCAAUAAAAGUGCUUGCUAGCUGGUUGUUACAUAAUGGCCAGCCAGUUAUUGAGUAUUGAGUGGCCUUUUCUGAGGGUCUCUGACUGUUCUUCCCCAGGGGGCGGGGACUGAUGACGACGUGCUGAUUGAGAUCCUAGCAUCCAGGACCUGCGCCCAGAUUAAAGACAUCGUCAAAGUCUACAAGAAAGGUGAGAGGUUGAAUGUGUCAUGACAAAACUUUGAUAAAUUGGACAAAUUGGCUAAAGCUAAUGCGGAGACAGAUUGUCUCCCAGAAUGCAAUAUGGCCACCGGUCGUCCACAUAUUGUGGAACAUUGCUUUGAAUCUGAAUGUCUGUCUGUUCCAUUCUUAUUCUAGAAGUUUCUCUCUCUGGGCUAUGAAAGCAGUGUCUGAUACCUUGCUUUCAACCAACAGCAUUGAAGGAGGAAGGAGAGCUCUGUGGCCUUGGUCUAGGACAGACAGCAUUACCAUGCAUUGUUGACCACUAAUGUAACCCAAUGGUAGUUCUGUGCUCCCAACAUCAAGCACUGUAUUGGGGAACAGGUGGAUCAGUGGAUUACUGUAUGAUGGACAAGGCUAAACAAAGCCGAAAUCAUAGAUAUGUGGCAUGUAUGAUGUUUGUAGGAGGGAUAGGGCACUACAAAACCAAUGCCAUAGAUAUAUGCAGGGGCGCAACUUUCACUGGGGGCGGGGGGGGAACUAGCUAGAUCACUGGGGACGGGGGGACAGGGGGUGGGGGAGCUAGCUAGAUAACGUUAGCUAUCUAGCUAGCUAGAUCACUAACUGUAGCUAUUCUUUUUGCCUCAACCACACUAGACCUGAACCAAAUGAUGAAACCAGCUGCCAAACGAUUGAAGACCGAUAUUCUUAUGUUUUUUUCAGCGCAAUGUGAGUUUUUAUUAGUCAGUAUAGCAAUGUAACGUUAUUGAUCUGUCAGUUUCCCUAGCUAAUUCCCUAAUUUUCACACUGACAUGGUAUAAACAGCUCUACAGGCUUCACCGUCAUGGUGCAGAGUCAGUACACAACGCUAUGCUCAUCAUGUUUUAGCAGGAUCAGAUGGUGACAGGUGUCCCUGCACAGUCAGACAGCUAGGGAAGACAAGUCUACGGAGCUCAGGUGAAUUUUGCAGUAUAUUAUAACAAUCAGUAAAUUGAUACAAAGUUCCAUCUUGAGUUGAUGGGUAGGCUACAGUCUGGGAUCUGGGAAUAAUGGUAAUUUCAAUUAUUGAACCAUUGAUUCUAUCCAUGGAUAAUAUAAUGUGUAAAUGUACGCCAAGGUAAUUCUUUGUCAUGCCUCAUCUAAGCAGGAUCAGAUAGUGACAGGUGUCUCAUCAGGGUCAGGCAGCCAGGGAAGCCAGUCUGUGACAGUGCAGAGGUGAACUUUUGCAGAUACAACACUUUAUUCUCUCUGUGCAGCAAACACUGGACAAGCAAGAAGCUUCAAAGAUUGAAACUAUUUUAAGGCAGUCUGACAAACCUCUAAAGUUGAUUUCCAAACUGUAUCAAGGGUUGAUAGUGGCUUUUCCCGAUGACACAAAACAUCUAAAACAAAAAUGUGAGGAAGACCUGGGCGACACUAUUGAUGAUGAUGAUUGGAUACAGAUAUGUUAAAUGCCCAGUCAUGUUCAUAUAAUCUCAGACAUAAAUUACUGUAGUUUAAGACCAUCCAUAGAACGUACCAUAUGACAGUGAAACUGAAUAUCAUGCACUCAGAAAAUGUAUUCUGCUGCUGGAGGUGUAAUGAUCUUGUGAAGACUGGCUGAAUUCUGGCAAUAUGUAUGUUCUUUUAUCUCAGCAUGUCUACAGAUUCUCCCUUCUUCCUGUUUUUGUUUCCUUGGAAAUGUUGAUACUGGUGACUGUUAUCAGAAGAAACUGUGUAGCCUAGGAUUUAUAGCGGCUAAGAAAUGGAGUGCCAUUAAUUGGAAGGUUGGUCAUCCUCCCACAAUGGAUGGAAGAAAUGUAAAGUUAUGUAUCACUAGAUUUGAUUUAUUACUAGAUUAAGGGUAUACUGUGCAACUUUCAUAAGGUAUGGAUGCCUUAUAUGGAAUACUGUAGGACAAAAGCAGUCUAUUGAAAAAAUGCCCACAUCAGGGGAGAUACCUAUUUAUGCAAUCCGUAGCUGCUGGGCUGGUCAGUCCUGGCCCUGGGGGUCUGCCGUACUGUUGGUUGUCACUCUGGCCUUGGCCUAACACACCUGAAACCAAUAAUGAAUGUUUCACUAAGAUCCUAAAGCUGAGUGGGGUGUGUUGGGUUGGGGCGCUGCAGGGUCGUGGACCCCUAGGUGUAGGACGGGGUGACCCAGCUAUAUUGUGUGCAAGUAAAAAGAGCUCUACAGUACUAUUAAGCCUAUGAUAUGAAUUACACUGAACAAAAAUAUAGUUCAGUCUUAUCAAUCACUUAAAUAUAUUUAAUAAGGAUCUCUUACCUAGCUUGAUGUCUGUGGACAUUUUUGCUUACUUUUUGUUGUUCUAAAUAUAGAUGGCUAGAAGGGCCAUGGGUCAUAUUAGAUUGUGUAGAAAUGCAGGAAAUUAGCUUUAGCUGCCCCCAAAAAUGUGAGGAUGAGUUAUGUCCCCCCCACUUCAAAACCCAAAUUGCGCCCCUGGAUAUAUGGUAUGUUCCACAACUUUACAAUUCCAAAAAUCCAUUAUUGUCAUGGAACUAAAGGUGCUACCAUGUAAGACAGAGUUGGCUGAACUCUGCAUCUGGCUCACCCUUUACGAUGUUCAUUAAAAAAAAAAAUCUUGGAUGGGCACCCAAGGGGGCUUGAACUUUCAAGCUCUCCCUGUAGAUUUUGUGGUGACGUAGUGUCUCCAUGAGUUACAGAACACUGAGCCAAUCACGGCGCAACUAGAGAAGAUUACCAACCCCUAUGCUCUGUAUUUUCCGCUGGCUGCCCCUCCACCACAAGAAUCAGUGAGCUAGGCUGAAACACCUGCUUUUCAAGAAAGCAAAAAAGAGACCAUGUUUGUAUGCGGCUUUAUUAACUCAAUACAUUUUUGUUUUACAUUGUUUGCAAACUGAAAUGUGAAACGUAUUAAUGCCAAAAUAACAUGCAAAACAGACAACAGGUGGGGCUCAAAACAGAGCCCCACCUGCCCUGAAUGAGGGGUUGCCACUGAUCUCGAGCUUAAACAGAAGGAUUUUGAUGGGGAUUUUUUAUUAUGCUAAUUACAUUUCAGCGGAGCUUGGACAUGACUCUAGGGGGUUAAGAUGAAUACACUUACUGUAAGUCGCUCUGGAGAAGAGCAUCUGCUAAAUUACAAAAAUAAAAUGUAUGUAAAUGUUUUACAUAUACAUCUCAUAUUACUGUAUUGAAGAUUUUUGUAAAAAUAUUUUGUAAAUAUUGAUGUCACAAAUGAAUCACUUGUACAGUUCUUUAUUAAAAUGUAGUUAUUUGUUACAUUUGACUGUGUAAAACCUAGCAGUACUACUUAUUCUCUGAGUGAGGCUGAUAUAUAUUAUUACUGUGUAAAACCUAGCAGUACUACUUAUUCUCUGAGUGAGGCUGAUAUAUAGCAUUUUGCCAAAAAAAAAAUGACUAUUUGUCUCUGAAAUGAAACCAUCAAGUGAUAGAUUUUAAACAAAUACUUGUCUGUCAUUGAACAACCCCAUGCCAUGAUUAGAUAGUGAAAAAACACACAUUUCUUACUUUCUUUAAACAUAAAAGCUAAUAUACCAACAUUUCUGAAAAUGGAUAUAUACCAUUUUGGAAUGAAACUCUUUAAAUGAAUUGUAAAUGUACGCAAAAAAAAAGUUUUCAGUAAAAUAUAAUUUAUGAUAAUGCAAUUCAAUAAAACACCUCCUCACUCUUUCCUGCAAUUUUCCCUAUCUUUGGUAAUGUUACCCUGGCCUUUGCUUUCACUGCCUUUUUUCCAGUUGCAAGUUUUGGCACGUACAUUCCAGCAACAUUACACCCUGCAUCCCACUGCUGGUUUGCCUCUGAAGCUUAGCAGGGUCGGUCCUGGUCGGUACUUGGAUGGGAGACCAGAUGUAGCUGGAAGAUGUGAAAAAUAAACGUGUGAAACACAAAUUCACAUGGGGACUCUUUCAAUAAUAAUAUAUAUAUUUUUUUUUUUUACAGAAAACACGUGAAAAAAACAUGUGAACACACGUGUCCGAAAACCACAUGACCUGUCCGAAAACCACGUGUUUUUUUCUUUUUUGUAAGGGUGCUGCCUUGCUAACUCCUAUGGUCAUUAUCACACCAUUGUCACAGCUCAAACAGUUCUGGAACCAGGCUACUGGCCCAAUAGGCCAAGGACGAGAGCCACACUGGCCAUCUGAGAUGGACACUGGAGAAGCCUGAUCCAUCUGUUACCCUGCUAAUCAAAUCCCCCUGGCGGAGACCUUCGGCUAAACAGAGCACGUCCAAUCUGGGUCGAUUUCUGCCAUUAGCGACUAUUGUCAGAGAUAAGUGUAAGCAAUCUUCUGAUCUUCCCUUCUCUCUCUUCUCAUCUUUCUCAGAGUGCGGUGGCAAGCUGGAGAAAGAUAUCACCGGUGACACUUCAGGCCCCUUCCAAAAGCUUCUAGUGAUCCUUCUGCAGGUAAACGAAGGGAGAAGGAUGCCAGAAAGGGAUGAGAGAGAUAUUUCCUUCUGAUAAUGAGAGUGCUUUGGUGAUGUCAUUAUAAAGUCAUGAGUGGUUAAGGAAAGGUGGGCAUAGAGUGAGGAAGGAGGAGGGAGUGGCGCAUACUGUAUAUCAUUGUCCUCAGGUGGUUUAUUGGUCUUGGUAACCUAACCGACCAGGUUUCCAGGUUGGGAGACACUCAGCAAAUUGAGGUCACGAAAGGGUAGACAUCUCUCUUCUCCCAUGACGCACAUACCGUCUCCCUUUCCUCUGUUCUUUUUUCUUCCCCUUUGCUCCUCUGUUUUCUUUGUGUAGGGGAGCAGAGCUGAAGGGGUGGAGGAAGACAGGAUUGAGAAAGACGCAAAGGUAACGUAACCCUAUGGGUGGCUAGUCUCCCUUUUAACAGUCCCCUGUAGCUCAGUUGGUAGAGCAUGGCGCUUGCAACGCCAGGGUCGUGGGUUCGUUUCCCAUGGGGGGCCAGUAUGAAGAUGUAUGCACUCACUAACUGUAAGUCGCUCUGGAUAAGAGCGUCUGCUAAAUGACAAAAAUGUAAAAUGGAUGAUCGCUAAGUGAUAUGCUAUAGCGCAAGACAUAAUUACAUUUUGUCUUAAGUGCUCAAAUGUUAAAAUGCUUAGGAUAUGGCUUCAAACCAUUAGCAUAGGCCUGAAGGACAAAGCAAGCUUCAAGGCAGUACCAGAGUCCUCUCUGAUAAAUGAUCGACAUGAAACAUUUAUUUAGGACAUUUGCUAACUGGAAAGGAAAAUUCCAUGUCUUCAAAGCUAUUUCUUUGUUGUUGUAGGUUUUGAGUUUUCAUACUUGGAUAAAUAUUGUAGGCUACAGUACAUUUAAUAAUUACACAUGCAUGUAUAAUAUAGGUCCCCUGAAGGUUCAUUUUGCCUUUUUUCAUCCACUCCAUUGACCAUGCCUUAUCGUAUUCAGUGAAAUUCAGUGACUGGCUCUAAAACAUUUACAUUUCUUAUUGGAUCAUUGAUCAAACAUUGUAACUCUGUGUUACUGUGUUCCACUGCAACUAAUAGUGGUUGUUAUAAACAGUUGAUAACAUAAGAUAUUCUGAACACCAAUGCCAGGAUCUGAGGCAAACACAUACCACAUAAUAACAUUGCUCAGUGUGAUAAACUGUUAUCAAUGGAGUACUUAUAUUAGUUUUUUUUGUGUGUGUGUGUGUGUUUCAGGAACUGUUUGCUGCUGGCGAGGGGAAGGUUGGCACAGAUGAGGAGAAAUUCAUCAACAUCCUGGGCAACAGGAGCCAUGAACACCUUCGCCUAGGUGUGGUGUGUGUGUGUGUUAAAAUUCCUCCCAAGGGCAGGCUUUAGCUUUUAGUGCUUGCUCUUUUGUCAGCUCUGGGAUUCUAGGUUUUUUAUUUCCACUGUAUAAUUGAGUGAUUAUGGCCAUUUUGUUCAAUCAUAAAAACAGAAUUGCGUUCUGCACUUUUAUUGUAACAUCAAAUAACAUCACAUUCUUAUUUGUAUUUUGUUGUUUUUCAUUGUAAGUGUUUGACGCCUACAAGAAGCUGUCUGGCAAUGAUAUUGAGGGCAGCAUUGAGGGCGAGACUACUGGAAACCUGGAGAACUUAAUGCUGGCUGUUGGUAAGACUUUACAAUGAUGUUAAGCAAGACACAGUAAGGUAAAAUAUAUAUAUAUAUUAUAAAUAUACAAAACUAAAAUAUAACACGCUUAAAGAAUGGGAUUUCUCUAUUGCAUUUUGAUAAAUCAAACCUAAAAACCCUAUCAGUCACUUAUAUACUGUACAUAUUGCAUACAUGCUGUAUAUUGAAACAUUAAUUAAUCAUUUGGGAAUGCCAUCUUUCUUUUCCAUAGUGAAGUGUGCUAAGAGUGUCCCAGCCUACUUUGCAGAGUCUCUCAAUGGGUCUAUGAGGGUAUGCUCUUUGUGUUGUCAUCGAUCAUUCCGUGGAGGAUUUGCGAGAACGUUUGAAUUGCCAUCGCAUCUCUCCAAAAAGGAUUCAGUAGGUUAGGUUUAGGCAUUUGUAAUUGUGAUGUCUAUUGUUUCUUUGUUAGUGUGCUGGCACUGAUGACCAGACUCUGAUGAGAAUCAUGGUGUCCAGAAGUGAGACAGACAUGCUGGACAUCAGAGCCUGCUUUAAGAAGAUGUAUGGGGCCUCGCUCUACAACACCAUCCAGGUACAGAGGGCAAGUCUCUCCUCUAUCCAUUCUGGUACAAUAGGCUAGUCUCCCUUUUAUCUAUUCUGGUACAAUGGGCUAAUCUCUCCUCUAACCAUUCUGGUACACCGAGCUAACCAUUCAGGUACAGUGGACUAGUCUCUCCUCUAACCAUGUACAGUGCACUAGUCUCACCUUCAUCCCAGACGACUAACCCUAAUAAUCCACCUCUAUACCCAGCUACCACCUCUCCAGUGCCACUAAAGUCAUUAGAUACAUUUUUGUCACACGCCAAUACACUGUGAUGUCACCUGAGUAACAGGUCCAUUAUUCCACCUGCCCCAGCCACAUGAUCCCAAAAUAAUGUAACGAGUUGGCUACUGUGACAAACUGUUGCUCUCCUGAGUAUCCUCCUAGGUUUUUAGCUAAUGCGUAUCUGUAUAGGAAGAAUAAAAUACCUGGUUUCAGCCCCAGUAACAUGGGAGAUGUCAGAUAUCACAGAGGGCGUACUAGACUGGUGUAACGCCAAAUGGAUAGGACCAGUACAUACACGCAACCUCCUGUCAUGUGUCCUUAUUUCCAACCUCGCAAUCUACAGCCUACAUCAUCUAUUUAUGACACUGUCAACUCUGUAAGUAUUACAGUAUUCUCAACACAUGACUCAGCAUGACAUGCUCUCUGCCUUGGUAAUAAUGAGCAGCCUUCCUGCUCUGAGUUGCGUCAGGUUGACAAUGUGCAGUAUGACAGUCCCCUCAUUUAUACAACUGAUGUACAACACAUUUGACACAACAUCCAAUGGAUGUUGUUUACACAGCUGUGCCACUAGAGAUCCUGGUUCGAAUCCAGGCUCGGUCGUAGCCGGCUGCGACCGGGAGACCCAUGGGGCGGCGCACAAUUGGCCCAGCGUCGUGCAGGGUAGGGGAGGGAAUGGCCGGCAGGGAUGUAGCUCAGUUGGUAGAGCAUGGCGUUUGCAACGCCAGGGUUGUGGGUUCGAUUCCCACGGGGGGCCAGUAUGAAAAAAUAAAAAAUAAUGUCUGCUAAAUGACUAAAAUGUAAAUGUACAAACUGAGUCUAUGUAAACCCAUAGGCUGCUUGUCUGUAUGGUAGUGCUGAAUGUAUCUUAAAUGCCAAUUUGUGUUUAUUUGUUUACUCAUUCACAGGAGGACACCGCUGGGGACUACGGAAAGGCCCUGCUCUACCUUUGUGGAGGAAAUGACUGAGGCGCUUUUUGAUUAUGUGCAAUGAUGGCGCUGUAUGAUGAUGUGUUAUGGAGUGGCAAUGGGCUGCACUUGAUACUCUGUCUGUCAAUUAUAAUUAAUUAACACUAGAUUUUAUUGGCUUCUGUUCGACGAUUGGCUUGAGUUACCACUUCAUUGUAUUGGCUAUGUAUCUUGAUUGCCCACAUUCAACACAUAUUGAACUCAACAGUGCAUGCCCUGUUUUUUCCUAUAUUGUUCAAAUAAUCAGCCCAUUCUUUGACUCUAAGGCUGCGUUUACACAGGCA
Messenger RNA from Coregonus sp. 'balchen', 24415 nucleotides. The record is from the annotation of a GenBank genome assembly. NCBI's taxonomy places the organism in Eukaryota, Metazoa, Chordata, Actinopteri, Salmoniformes, Salmonidae.